Penicillium malachiteum is the source of this 1590-nucleotide messenger RNA. Its product is annotated as putative pre-mRNA splicing factor. Gene Ontology annotation, molecular function: protein binding; U6 snRNA binding; U4 snRNA binding. The coding region runs from base 1 to 1590 and encodes 529 amino acids. Gene Ontology annotation, cellular component: U4/U6 x U5 tri-snRNP complex. Lineage: Eukaryota; Fungi; Ascomycota; Eurotiomycetes; Eurotiales; Aspergillaceae. The record is from RefSeq and is a predicted model, not a curated record. Gene Ontology annotation, biological process: mRNA splicing, via spliceosome. The transcript is spliced from 3 exons.
AUGAUGCACCCUGCUCGACAAGCCUAUGUUGAGGAGGCAGAGGACAUGGAUAUGGGAAUUGACCUCGCCAAUAUUCCCACCGAUCAAGACUAUGAUAUCCCAUCCUCUGCAGCGGGCAUCCCCGCCGAGCGCGCAUCCGCCAUCUAUUCCCAAUUCGAGCGCAAACGCAGAGCGGCCGCGAUGGCAGUACCGACGGAUGAUACCAAAGUACGCGCACGAUUACGAGAGCUCGGUGAGCCCAUUACACUCUUCGGCGAAGGACCUGGCGACCGGAGAGAUCGAUUGCGAGAGCUUUUGACCGAUAUCUCGGAGCGCCAGGGAGGAGGCGAAGAUAUUGAAAUGGAAGAGCCCGAGGAGGAGGUUGAGCAACAAGAAGAGUUCUACACAGAAGGGACAAACAGUUUACUCGAAGCCCGGAAGAACAUUGCCCGGUUCUCUUUACCGAGAGCCAAGGCCCGUGUUGCGCGACUCAAGGAAGAAUCAACAAUUCCACUUCGAACCCAUGUGAAACAUCGCAAAGCGGUCAAAGAAAAGCUUCAAGGGUUUGAUUUGUAUGGAUCACAAAUUGCGGGCGAUCGACCUGUGAGUAUCUGUCGUUUCGCACCAGAUGGACAGACAAUUGCGGCCGGAAAUUGGAGCGGAGGUAUCAAACUACUUUCGGUUCCCAAUUUGGAGGAAAAGGCGAAGUUCAAAGGACACACCGACAGAGUUGGUGGUCUUGCAUGGUUCCCGGGUGCGACAUUACCUCAGUCUAAUGCCUCGUCGUCUACGGUGAACUUAAUUUCUGGAGGUGGUGAAGGAGACAUUAAUCUAUGGUCACUUGACCAAGAGAAGCCAUUGGCAACUCUGGCUGGACACUCAGGCCGUGUGUGUCGAACAGAAUUUCACCCAUCAGGACGAUACGCAGCAUCGGCCUCCUUUGAUACCACUUGGCGCUUAUGGGACGUCGAAACAACAACAGAACUUCUUUUACAGGAGGGCCAUUCUCGAGAGGUUUACACUGUAGCUUUCAACAACGAUGGCUCUCUUCUCGCAAGUGGUGGACUGGAUAGUAUUGGCCGUAUCUGGGAUGUCCGGACAGGACGAACCGUCAUGAUUCUGGAGGGACACAUCCGUGAGAUCUACGGCAUGGAUUGGGGCGUUGAUGGAUACCGAGUGCUCUCAGGGUCCGGCGACGGAUGGGUUAAAUGCUGGGACCUGCGACAGGUCCGCAAUACAGGCGGAAUCGGUGCCCACAAGAGUGUGGUGUCCGAUCUUCGAUGGUACAAGGGGUCAGAGUCGGCCUCUUAUCUGCCUUCUACAAAUAAUACAAAUGGUCAGAUGGAUAUUGACGGGGCCUCUCCGAAGCCGAGUGACAGUGAGACCAUGACUACCUCCAGUGCGCAGGUCGAACCUAAGAAGUCUGGCACAUUCUUUGUGUCCAGUGGAUUCGACAAGAAUGUGAAUAUCUUCAGUGCUGAUGACUGGUCCUUGGUCAAGUCACUGAGUGGACAUGCAGGAAACGUUCUCAGCACAGAUAUCAGUGAUGAUGCUAAGUGGAUUGCUAGCUGUGGUCAUGAUCGUACUGUGAAGCUCUGGGGUAUUGAAUAA